This is a messenger RNA of Hippocampus zosterae (dwarf seahorse), 3099 nucleotides long. RefSeq names its product serine protease 35 (gene prss35). Gene Ontology annotation, biological process: proteolysis. NCBI's taxonomy places the organism in Eukaryota, Metazoa, Chordata, Actinopteri, Syngnathiformes, Syngnathidae. Gene Ontology annotation, molecular function: serine-type endopeptidase activity. Bases 303 to 1628 code for a protein of 441 amino acids. The transcript is spliced from 2 exons. The record is from RefSeq and is a predicted model, not a curated record.
GGUUUUCAUUUGAUUUCAUAUAAUAUGUUUCAACAUAUAGUUUAUUUUGCCUAUUUUGUAAAAGGUCAAGAUCAUCUUACUUUUUUUUAAAGUUGAGGUAAGUGGUCAGGUCGGGUAAAAAAAAAAUCGCUUGCUGAACUACUUACUCGAUGAAAAUCGCUGAGUGACCGCCGCUUUGAAAAGUCCGGGGACGCUUACGCCCCCUGUUGGCCAUCAAGCAUGAGGCUGAUGGAGAGGGCAUAUACUCACUUGGGUGGAAAAUGACUGAACUCCAAUUUGAGGGCUUCAUGUGACUAAGUGCCAUGGUGGCAGUAUAUCAGUCACUUUCCACCCUAAGCCAGGCCCAAUUCACAAUGGGCCCUCUACACCUAUGUGUGCUGCUCCCAAUGACUGUGUCGGUUAUGGCGGCUGUCGCUGCCGAGCUGACUGCAACAGUUGACGACGAGUACACUUGGCCUCAGUGGAAUUUGCCCCUGGUAAGGAAGAGGCGCACUCUGCCUCUGACCAGUCCCAACUUCUCAGCUCAUCCUCAAGUGGAGGUGAGCGGAACGUGCGGGAUCGAGUGUCAGCGUGCUCUCCCCUCGCCGUCCCUGAACGACCUGGAGCAGCUCCUAUCCUACGAGACGGUUUAUGAGAAUGGCUCGCGCACAUAUACCUCAGUGUCUGUGCAAGGUCUCAACGAGGUGACCGCCUGGUCCAGAAACGACUCCUAUAGGUCCCGUCACAAAAGAGAGGUGUACGGUACGGACACCCGCUUCACUAUUUCCGAUAAGCAGUUCUCCACUAAGUAUCCCUUCUCCACUACUGUCAAGAUCUCCACGGGAUGCUCCGGAGUUCUGGUGUCACCCAAACACGUGUUGACGGCGGCCCACUGCAUCCACGAUGGAAAGGAUUAUUUGGAUGGCGUUCAGAAGCUUCGCGUCGGUAUUCUUAAGGAGAAAUCUAGAAGGGGGAAAGGAGGGAAAGGGAAAGGAGGGCGAGGCAAAGGCAAAAAGAGAAAGGGAGAUGGCGCCAAAGAAGAAGUAAAGCAAGUGGAACAGAAGGCAGGGGGCCGUAAAGGAAAGGAAGCAAAGGGGAGAAAGAGCCGGAGUCGCCGAAGCGCCACACAAGCGGAGAAACCCUCAUUCAGGUGGACCAGGGUCAAGAAAACUCAAGUGCCGAAGGGUUGGUUCAAAGGUGUGUCUGAUGGACUGACUGCCGAUUAUGACUAUGCGGUUCUGGAGCUGAAGCGAGCACCCAAAGUGAAGCACAUGGAUCUGGGUGUCAUCUCCUCAGUCAAGAAGCUUCCCGCAGGAAGAAUUCACUUCUCCGGUUUUGAUGAUGACAGGCCAGGGAACUUGGUCUACAGGUUCUGCUCCGUGUCUGAGGAGUCCAAUGAUUUGUUGUACCAGUACUGCGAUGCCAAGCCAGGGUCCAGUGGUUCAGGGGUCUAUAUCCGUCUCAAAGAGCCAGGCAAGAAGAAGUGGAAGAGAAAGAUCAUCGGGGUUUUCUCUGGUCAUCAGUGGGUGGAUGUUAACGGCAAUGGGCUGCAGCAGGAUUACAACGUUGCAGUGAGGAUCACGCCUCUCAAAUACGCCCAAAUCUGCUACUGGGUCCACGGGGACUCGAGUGAGUGCCAGGUGUCCUGAGACAACACAGAGUCCGACGGGAUACUGCCCAGAUCCACUUCCUUAAAACCAAAGGUCACCCAGUCUACCCCCCACCUGCCCCCGCCGCCCCAUCGCCAACAUGAAGCCUGUCUCGCUUCUUGCCUGUGCCUCCCACCACACUCAUCUACAAACACACACCACACAGCCGUACAGACUCAGUGUUGACAACAACAGGAACUCCGUAACACAUAAAGAGAACUGUGGCUUUUCUAAUUUAUUUGAAAAAAAAAAACUGAGAAAAACAUAUAUAUUUGAAUUGUUUACAGAUCACUCUGAUCUGCAGUUGUGCUUUCGAUUUUUGUCCACGUUUCACUUUGUCGGAUAUAUUUUCAAAAAGUGCAUCGACUUGUCUAAAUGUCUUUGAGAGAGACUUGCCAUCUUGCAAGUUCUCACUGUAGUGAUGGUGAUUGGCUUUGACAAGACCCAGGACAGAAAUGUAUGUCAACUAUAUUCAACAAACAGACAGCACAGAAAUAAUGAAUACAUGAAUGAAUAACUUUUAAUGAGCUGGUGUUUUGCAAUGUGUAUACCGAAAAGUUUUUUUUAUGUCUACAGGAUUCGUUCACUUUCUGUCCCAAAAGAGCUGGUUCUAAUGGACCUUAAAUUAAAAUUGACACGCCAGCUUUUCUCGAUAGCAGUGAAAUGUUUUUUUUUUUGGUGCGCACAUAAUUGUACUGGUGCUUAUCCAGAACACAUGGUGCUAAUUUAUCGAACUAUAAGCUUUUUUUUUUCCCAGGGAAAGGGGAGCCGACUACUGUAACUAUGAUUUUGAGGCUGUUGUGCUCAGAUUGGACUGAACCUUUCAAUAAAUUACUUGAUAAUUUAAUUGAUUUCUUAUGCAAAGGGUUUAAUUUGACCACAGACAUUAGAAUAUUGUUUUAUACUGGAACAGCACAUUGUAAUAUGAGAUGAAAUGUUUUUAAAAUGUUGCUGAUGUUCCCAUUUUUUUCUGUAAAAACUAAUAAACACCAAAUUUCUGAUACUAAUGAUGCAGAUUGAUGUACAAUAAUAAUCAGUGUUCACGACUACGACAAAAUCUUCUCUCUGAUAUGUUGAGAUGCACGUAAUUGGGUGCUGGAUACUGGCAAUUACUGUACAAUUUCAUCAGGACAUAAAUUCAGAAGUCAGCAUGGCAAAACUAACAUGAUUGUUGGGUUUGUGAUUGGGCCUCACACUAGCCCAGUGGUCCUUAACCUUAUUAGAGGUAACUAAUCUAACCUUUCAUAUGCGCAUCCACCGAACCCUGAGUGAAAAAUAAAAAUAUGAUCCGAGAAGUGUUCCUUCAGUUUUGCUGGUGCGACACUGGAGUUGCUCAACUUGGCAUGACAAAUCAUGCAGAUAGGACACUGAGUCCCAUCACGGGCCGUGAUGCAUGUGAAUCCAUGUUGUACAUAUUCGUCUGACCACUUUCUUUUUUUGCUCGACAUAGUUAGCAUGUAUUUUAAAACUU